Messenger RNA from Batrachochytrium dendrobatidis JAM81, 3020 nucleotides. RefSeq lists its product as uncharacterized. The record is from RefSeq and is a predicted model, not a curated record. NCBI's taxonomy places the organism in Eukaryota, Fungi, Chytridiomycota, Chytridiomycetes, Rhizophydiales. Gene Ontology annotation, molecular function: ATP binding; DNA binding; ATP-dependent chromatin remodeler activity. Bases 6 to 2972 code for a protein of 988 amino acids. Gene Ontology annotation, cellular component: nucleus. Gene Ontology annotation, biological process: chromatin remodeling; positive regulation of transcription by RNA polymerase II. The transcript has 18 exons.
AAAAAAUGGAAGACUUUGAGCAACCUAGAAAACGAUCUGAAAUUCAAGCAGAGGCCAUGGAGCGAAAGGCUGAUUUUACAGAGAAAAAGGCAGCUCUUUCAGCGAUGCAGAUUGAGGAUGCUCGCAGAAGAUACGCCUAUUUGCUUGGACAGACUGACAUUUUUGCUCAUUUUCUGAACAUUGCCAAGAUGAAGUCAACCGAUGCUAGAAAGUUUAGAGAUUUUACAGACAAGGGCAUUAAAACUACAGAAAAAGAACCGCCAUCUCGAAAUCGUCGAAAGACCGAAAAGGAAGAGGAUGAAGAGCUGAUUAAAAACGAUUUAAAUGACGAGCCUUUAACCACGUUUUCAUUUACCGAAUCUCCUGCUUAUGUUACUGGUGGGAAAAUGCGUGAUUAUCAGAUUCAAGGCUUGAACUGGCUAAUCUCAAUUUACGAAAAUGGUAUUAAUGGAAUCUUGGCCGAUGAAAUGGGUCUUGGUAAAACACUUCAAUCUAUAUCUUUCUUGGGCUACCUUAAACACUUUCUUGACAACAAGGGCCCCCACCUUGUUAUUGUCCCUAAAUCCACACUACACAAUUGGUUCAGCGAGUUUAAACGAUGGGUUCCAUCCAUUACUGCAUUUAUCUUUCACGGACCAAAAGAUGAGCGAGCUGGGCUGAUCUCCUCCUCACUCCAUUCUGGAAAGUUUGAAGUAUGCAUUACUUCGUAUGAAAUGUGUCUUUUGGAAAAGUCUGCAUUCAGCAAAGUUGCGUGGCAAUAUAUUGUGAUUGAUGAAGCACAUCGGAUUAAGAAUGAAAAUUCUGCUCUUUCUCAGAUUGUUCGUUUAAUGAACUGUCGCAACCGGUUGUUAUUGACUGGCACUCCUCUUCAGAAUAAUUUGCACGAGCUCUGGGCACUCUUGAACUUUUUGCUGCCUGAUGUGUUUAGUUCUGCUGAAGAUUUUGAUAACUGGUUCUCUACUGACCAAGAAGGCGAUCAAGACAAGGUCGUGAAACAACUUCACAAGGUUCUUCGACCUUUUUUACUUCGUCGUAUUAAAUCUGAUGUGGAGAAAUCACUGCUUCCAAAAAAGCGUAUCAAUUUAUACGUGGGUAUGAGUACCAUGCAGCGCAUGUGGUAUAAAAGGCUUCUUGAAAAGGACAUUGAUGCAGUCAACGGUGCAGCCGGUCGUAAGGAAAGCAAGACUCGACUGCAGAACAUUGUCAUGCAACUUCGAAAAUGCUGCAACCAUCCUUAUCUGUUUGAUGGUGCAGAACCUGGUCCACCUUACACUACCGAUCAGCAUUUGGUUGACAACUCUGGUAAAAUGGCACUGCUGGACAAACUUCUUCAGCAUCUCAAAGCCCAAGGAUCUCGUGUGCUACUGUUUAGUCAAAUGUCUCGUGUACUUGAUAUUUUGGAGGAUUACUGCAUUUGGAAAGAGUUUGAUUACUGUCGUCUUGAUGGAACUACUGCUCACGAAGAUCGUAUCAAUAGCAUUGAUGAGUAUAAUAAGCCCGAUAGCUCCAAAUUCAUUUUCCUGUUAACCACACGUGCUGGUGGUCUUGGCAUCAACUUGGCAACUGCUGAUAUUGUUAUCAUGUAUGACAAUGAUUGGAAUCCUCAAGUGGUAACCGAGGAUCGUGCUCAUCGUAUUGGUCAAAAAAAGCAAGUGGUUAUCUUCCGUUUCAUUACCGAGAAUGCUAUUGAAGAAAAAGUAAUUGAUCGUGCUACUCAAAAGCUGAGGCUAGAUCAGUUAGUUAUUCAACAAGGACGAGUGAUCCAGCCUACAAAAAAUUCGUCAAAGGAUGAUCUUGUUUCCAUGAUUCAAUAUGGUGCUGAGAGUAUUUUUAACUCAUCCGACAGUACAAUUUCCAAUGACGAUAUUGGCGAGAUUCUAAGGCGUUCUGAGAAGAAAACAGCAGAGCUUGAUGACAAAUACAAAAACAUGGGUCUUGAUGACUUGCAAAAAUUCACAGUCGAAGACACCACAAGCGCUUAUCAAUGGGAGGGAGAAGAUUUCAGAGACAAGCGUUCUGGUAUCGGUAUGAACUGGAUCGGUCCAUCCAAACGCGAACGUAAAGUCAACUACGAUGUCGACAACUAUUACCGUCAAGUAUCAUUGACCAGCACACGCACGGCGAAUCCACGUCCACCCAAACCCAAAACAAUGACUCUUCAAGAAUACCAGUUUUAUCCUACACGACUUCUUGAAUUAAACGAAAAAGAAAAGUAUGAGUUUUGGCGAUCUGUUGGCUAUAAGCCUAGUCGCGCAGAUUCGACUGAAACCGACGAGACUGCUGCUGAAAAGUGGCUGGCUUUGGAAGAGGCCCGUAUUGAAACUGCUGAACCACUUACUGAUCAAGAAAUUGCCGAAAAAGAACAACUUACCCAAAAAGGAUUUGAAAGUUGGACAAAAAGAGACUUUCAAACUUUUUGCAGGGCCAAUGAAAAACAUGGACGUGACAAUCUUGAGGCCAUUGCAAACGACAUGGAGGGAAAAACUUUAAAGGAAGUAGAAGACUAUGCGACUGUGUUUUGGAAGCGCUAUACCGAAAUCCCAGACCACGAAAAAAUUGUAGGCAAUAUUGAAAAGGGUGAAGCACGUCUUAAAAAGGUACAGGAGGUUCACGAGGCCAUAACUGCCAAAAUAAGCAAGUAUCGUUUGCCGCUUCAGCAGCUUAAACUAGUAUAUGGACAAAACAAGGGUAAAAACUAUACUGAGGAGGAAGACCGAUUUUUACUGGUUACUUUAGGCAAGUUUGGAUAUGGAACGGAUGAUAUUUAUGAAAAGAUUCGUACCGAAAUCCGCAAAUCGCCUCUCUUUCGUUUCGAUUGGUUUAUUAAAUCACGCACCACAGCUGAAAUUAUGAGACGAUGUAACACGCUUGUGAUGCUGUUGUCUAAAGAGAUUGAAGCCGAAGACGAUCGUGAAGAUCGUAAGCGCAAGAGCAAAGAUGUCAGUGUUGCACCAAGCAAAAAGAAAAAGUAAUGGUGCUGUCUUGUGUGACUCGACCAAAUAAAAUCAAAGUUUAACUGC